GAAACUCGAUGUGUUUGCACAAUGAGCCUGUGCAACAGAUAGACGCCCCCUUCUGUGGGGACUACAUUGUCAACAAGGAGGAAGGGGAGGAGUGUGAUUGUGGUGGAAGGAGGCCCUGCAAUGACCCCUGUUGUCACCCUAACAACUGUACCCUUGUGCCAGGUGCGUCAUGUUCUGCCAUGGAUCUCUGCUGCAACCCUGGAACCUGUCAAGUUCGUAGUGCUGGAUUUGUCUGUCGAGCCGAAAACAACGACUGCGACGUAGCCGAACAGUGCAAUGGAACCAGUGCCGAGUGUCCGAAUGACGACUAUAACAGAGCAGGCAUGAAAUGUACUGCAGAUGGAUCAUUGGGACACUGCUACGCGGGAAGUUGUCGAUCUGUGUACUCUCAAUGUCUACAAAUUUACGAUCCCACGGGUUUACGAACUGACUCAGCCGAACAAGACGAAUGUUCGAACUCAAACAGAAGAGGCGACAAAUAUGGAAACUGUGGUUCUAGUUUUCAUGAGGACCUAACUGCAUGUAGCCAAGAAGACCAGAGUGCGAUGGGGAUCAAACCAGGGAAAGAGGGUGGGUUUGUAAAAACUGCAAUGGGUACCACUCUUGUCCCUGUUGUCCCUGUCUUCAAUGUAUUACUGUUGUCGAAGACUCUGUGGUACAUUGAAGACUCUGUG
Molecule: messenger RNA, 674 nt
Organism: Symsagittifera roscoffensis
Lineage: Eukaryota; Metazoa; Xenacoelomorpha; Acoela; Convolutidae
Product: zinc metalloproteinase-disintegrin-like bothrojarin-1
Exons: 4
Biological process (GO): membrane protein ectodomain proteolysis
Source: RefSeq, a predicted model, not a curated record